UCCAACGAAUGCACCGCACUCUUCGGUUUCUAAAAUCCACAUCCGUUACUUCAGUUUCUAAGUUUCAAAUGCACACUUCACUUUACUGUCCUUCCCUUUUCUCUCGCCCACAGUUCACUCCACCAUUGACUCGCUCCUCCCAUCAAAGUGUCAAGCUCAAUUUCCAUGAACUUUAGUGACAAGACAGUUAAAGAUAAAAUCUUGUAGCAGUAACCGGUCAUGGACAAAUCAGAUCAGACUCAAGAGCAGCAACAGUGGCAACAAAAUGUGAUGGACUUUGCACCAGGUGCUAGCAAAAUGGCGUAUUCUUCUCACUAUCCGACUCAAGGGCAGCAACAAAAUGUGAUGGAACUUGCACCAGGUGCUAGCCAAAUGGUGCAUUCUUCUCACUACCAAACUCAAGAGCAGCAACAAAAUGGGAUGGAAUUUACACCGGGUGCUAGCCAAAUGGCGUAUUCUUCUUACUACCUGACUCAAGAGCUGCAACAAAAUGUGAUGGAAUUUGCACUAGGUGCUAGCCAAAUGGCGUAUCACUACCCGGCUCAAGAGCAGCAACGCCAACAACAAAAUGGGAUGGAAUUUGCACUGGGUGCUAGCCAAAUGGCGUAUUCUUCUCACUCCCCGACUCAAGAGCAGCAACAGCAACUACAAAAUGUGAUGGAGUUUGCACCAGGUGCUAGCCAUAUGGCGUAUUCUUCUCACUUCCCGACUCAAGAGCAGCAACAACAAAAUGUGAUGGAAUUUGCACCAGAUGCUAGCCAAAUGGUGCAUUCUUCUCACUACCAGACUCAAGAGCAGCUACAAAAUGUGAUGGAAUUUGCAUCAGGUGCUAGCCAAAUGGCGUAUUCUUCUCACUACCCGACUCAAGAGAAGCAACAAAAUGUGAUCGAAUUUGCACCAGGUCCUAGCCAAAUGGCGUAUUCUGACCACUAUCCAACUCAAGAACAGCAACAAAAUGUGACGGAAUCUGUACCCAGUGCUAGCCAAAUGGUGAAUUCUUCUCACUACCAUACUCAAGAGAAGCAUGUGAUGGAAUCUGUACCAGGUGCUAGCCAAAUGGUAAAUUCUUCUCACUACCAGACUCAAGAGAUGCAACUGCAGCAACAAAAUGUGAUGAAAUUUGCAGCAGGUGUUGGCAAAACGGCGUAUUCUUCUCACCACCCAACUCAAGAGCAGCAACAUGUGAUGGAAUCUGUACCAGGUGCUAGCCAAAUGUCAAAUUCUUCUCACUACCAGACUCAAGAGCAGCAACUGCAGCAACAUAAUGUGAUGAAAUUUGCACCAGGUGUUAGCCAAAUGGCGUAUUCUUCUCACCACCCAACUCAAGAGCAGCAACAUGUGAUGGAAUCUGUACCAAGUGCUAGCCAAAUGGUGAAUUCUUCUCACUACCAGACUCAAGAGCAGCCACUGCAGCAACAAAAUGGGAUGAAAUUUGCACCAGGUGUUAGCCAAAUGGUGUAUUCUUCUCAAAACCCAACUCAAGAGCCUCAACAGCAGCAACAACAUGUGAUGGAAUCUCUACCAGGUGCUAGCGAAAUGGCGAAUUCUUCUCACUACCACACUCAAGAGCAGCAACAAAAUGGGAUGAAGUCUGCACCAGUGGCUAGCCAAAUGGUGUAUUCUUCUCAAAACCAGACUCCAGAGCAGCUACAGGAGCGACAACAUUUGAUGGAAUCUGUACCAAGUGCUAGCCAAAUGGCAAAUUCUUCUCACUACCAGACUCAAGAGCAGCCACUGCAGCAACAAAAUGGGAUGCAAUUUGCACCAGGUGUUAGCCAAAUGGCGUAUUCUUCUCACAACCCAACUCAAGAGCCGCAACAGCAGCAACAACAUGUGAUGGAAUCUUUACCAGGUGCUAGCCAAAUGGCGAAUUCUUCUCACUACCAGAUUCAAGAGCAGCAACAAAAUGGGAUAAAAUUUGCACCAGUUUCUAGCCAAACGGGGUAUUCUUCUCCAAACCAGACUCUAGAGCUGCAACAGCAGCGACAAAUGGAAUCUGUACCAAGUGCUAGCCAAAUGGCGAAUUCUUCUCACUACCAGACUCAAGAGCAGCCACUGCAGCAACAAAAUGGGAUGAAAUUUGCACCAGGUGUUAGCCAAAUGGCAUAUUCUUCUCACCACCGCACUCAAGAGCAGCAACAGCAACAUGUGAUGAAAUCUGUACCAGGUACUAGGCAAAUGGCGAAUUCUUCUCACUACCAGACUCAAGAGCAGCCACUGCAGCAACAAAAUGGGAUGAAAUUUGCACCAGGUGUUAGCCAAAUGGCAUAUUCUUCUCACCACCGCACUCAAGAGCAGCAACAGCAACAUGUGAUGAAAUCUGUACCAGGUACUAGCCAAAUGGCGAAUUCUUCUCACCACCAGACUCAAGAGCAGCAACAGCAACAUGUGAUGAAAUCUGUACCAGGUACUAGCCAAAUUGCGAAUUCUUCUCACCACCAGACUCAAGAGCAGCAACUGCAGAAACAAAAUGGGAUGAAAUUUACACCAGUUGCUAGCCAAACACCGUAUUCUUCUCAAAACCAGACUCCAGAGCAGCAACAUGUUAUGGAAGUUGCACCAGGUGCUAGCCAAAUGGUGUAUUCAUCUAAUUACCCGACUGUUCCCAUGGUGGCUUCUGGAACACCUUCAAUACCUGAUUCCGUACUCCAACUUGCAAAGCAGCCAGAAAAACAUUUCCACCAUCAACAGAAGCAACAGAAUCCACAGCAGCUUCAAAUGAUGUGGGAAAAUCAAAUGCAAGAAAUUCAGCAAAUUGUUGACUUUAAAAGCUUCACUAUCCCGAUUGGUCGUAUAAAAAGGAUAAUGAAAGCUGAUGAAGAUGUCCGGAUGAUUGCACAAGAAGCUCUAGUUGUAUUUGUAAAAGCAUGUGAAAUGGUCACAUUAGAGCUGACUUUGCGAUCUUGGAUCCAUGCACAAGAGAAGAAGAGGAAUACACUACAAAAGAAUGAUAUAGCAGCUGCUAUUAAAAGCAAUUAUGCUUUUGAUUUCUUGGAAUAUAGCAUUCCAUUUCCAAGUGGUAAGUUGAAAGAAAAAGCGGUUGUAAUCGCAAAUGAUACUAUUCCAAUAAUGGAUCCUCCAUCCGAUCUGCCAUAUUAUCAUGGUCCACCACAGUACCCUGUAGGUCCUACAGGGAUGAUCAUGGGAAACCCAGUUUCUCAAGCAGCACUAAAUGCUACCCAGCAGCCUCAACUUCCUGUGCCUUUCAUGCCAUGGCUACAUGCAUACCCCCAGCAGCCUCAACCUCCUUUGCCUUUCAUGCCAUGGCCAUAUGAACAUCCCCAGCAGCAGCAGCAACAACCGCAAUAGCAACAAUCAGACUCUUAAUGAAUAGGAAGUUAUAUUAGUUUGCAGUUGACCAUAACUAGUGAGAAUAGAUGAUUAGGAAGUUUGAAAUGAUGAAAAUGUUUGUACAGC
Molecule: messenger RNA, 3417 nt
Organism: Cicer arietinum (chickpea)
Lineage: Eukaryota; Viridiplantae; Streptophyta; Magnoliopsida; Fabales; Fabaceae
Molecular function (GO): protein heterodimerization activity; DNA binding
Source: RefSeq, a predicted model, not a curated record